Ornithorhynchus anatinus (platypus) is the source of this 1134-nucleotide messenger RNA. Its product is annotated as actin-85C-like. The record is from RefSeq and is a predicted model, not a curated record. The transcript has a single exon. Bases 1 to 1134 code for a protein of 377 amino acids. NCBI's taxonomy places the organism in Eukaryota, Metazoa, Chordata, Mammalia, Monotremata, Ornithorhynchidae.
AUGCCGGGCCCUCACAUCCUCGACCGCCCCGCUGUCAUUCUGGACAAUGGGUCGGGGCUGUGCAAGGCAGGCUUGUCGGGGGAGCAGGCCCCACGCUCCGUCCUGGCCUCCGUGGUCGGCUAUCCCAAGGGAGUCUCACUGAUGAUCGGAGCGGGCCAGAAAGACUACUACCUCGGUAAGGAGGCCCAGGCCAAGAGGGGGAUCCUGUCCCUGAGGUACCCUCUGAGGCACGGUAUUGUCACGGCCUGGGAUGACAUGGAGAAGAUCUGGAGCUACAUCUACUGGCAUGAGCUCAGGGAGAGACCGAGUCAACAGCCGGUGCUGGUGACCGAGGCCCCGCAGAAUCCCCAGGCCAACAGGGCCAGGAUGACCGAGAUCCUCUUCGAGAGCUUCCAGGUCCCGGCCCUGUACAUCGGACUGCAAGCCCUCAUGGCCCUCUACUCGUCCGGGAGAACGACCGGUCUGGUGUUGGACAGCGGAGACGGGGUCACCGCCACGGUCCCUGUCUUCCGGGGCCACUGCCUGCGCCACAGAGUCUCCCGGGCCGACUUCGCCGGCCGAGACGUCACCACGCAUUUGGCCACGCUGCUCUUGGAGACGGGCCACUCCUUCGUCAGCUCGGCCGAGCAGGAGAUCGUGAGGGACAUUAAAGAGAGGAUGUGCUUCGUGGCAUCCGACCCCGUGUGGCGGAGGCGGCGGCGGGCCCCGACCCGCCUGCGGAAUUACCUUCUGCCCGACGGGCGCCCCAUCCAGGUGGGGGACCAGCUCUUUCGAGCCCCCGAGGCCCUGUUCAACCCCUCGGAGGCGGGGGUAGAGGCCCCGGGGAUCCACAAGAUGGCCCUCCUCAGCGUGACCCGCUGCAGCCGGAGCAUCCAGAAGGAUAUCUGGGCCAACGUGGUGCUCUCCGGAGGGUCGACGCUCUUCCGAGGCCUCCGGGAGAGGCUGGGCCGUGAGCUCCGGGCCCUGGCCCCCGAGGCCCCACCCAUCGCCAUCACAGCUCCCCCAAACCGACUGUUCUCGGUGUGGGUCGGGGCUUCGGUUCUGGCCAGUCUGUCAUCGUUCAGAGAGAUGUGGGUCACUGGCGCUGCCUACCGGGAAUUCGGUCCAUCCGUGAUGCAGAGAAGAUGCUUGUGA